AUGAAUCAGACUCAAGCGUAUCAAGAUUUGGGUACGAGCAACCCACUUGAAUCUCUAGUCAAUAAAACAAACGAUUUUUUAUAUGGUUUAUGGAGAAAUAAGCAUAUUACACAGAAGCAAUACGAAAGACUAAAAGUAAUAAAAGAACAGGCUGAGAUAGCUCACCUGUACUUCCUGCCAAAAGCUCAUAAACCUAAGACACCAUUAAGACCAAUAAUGGCAAGUUUAAAAUCGCCUACUAUAGCCAUAUCCAGAUGGUUAGAUGGUCUAUUGAGACCUGUAUUUAAUCGAUUAGCAAACGAAACAACCAUUCUCAAUGGUAGUCAACUCGUUAAACAAAUCGAACAAUGGUCAGCUAGAUAUCUGACACCCACCACAUCAUUUAUAACAAUGGAUGUGACUGAUUUGUAUACAAUGAUUCCUCAAGAAGGCGGAAUUAGAGCCAUAAGUAAACUGAUGGAAGCAUCAAAUAUAAAACAAAUCGAUGGCGUUAAAAAAGCGAUUAUAUUAGCUCUUGCCAGAUUUGUCAUGACCAACAAUUAUUUCUACUUAGAUGGCUUAUAUUAUAAACAGAUAAGAGGAGGAGCGAUGGGUUCUCCACUCACUCUUACAAUAGCAAAUGCAUACAUGUACUUUGUAGAACGGCCAAUGUCGAAAUGGGCUAUUAGAACAAACUCGCUCUACUACAGAUAUAUUGAUGAUCUAUUCAUCAUGUCUAAUGUAUAUGUUGAUACACUUACAGAAGGAAAACAGGAGUUACGAACGAAUAAUAUCACACAAAAACAACUACGACAAAAACGUCAAUCACUCGGAACUAAUCUUAAUGAUCCUUACUAUGCAUAUAAUCCUGAUUAUAUGGGUGGUAAUAUGCCCAAUGUACAACUUUAUCAAAAUAACGUCAACAAUGGUCAGCAAAGUUCAUGCACGUGUAAUUGUGGUGAGAUGUCCUAUGGGCCACCCGUUAUAUGCACUAAUCCACAAACAUGUGUAGCAUAUUGUUUGCAAAUGUAUCCUGGACAAUGUACUCUGAUCAAUACAUAUGGUUGUUGUGGUUCAUCAUGCAAAUAUUUUCAAUCUCAAUCGCUUCAAAAUAGAUUUUGUACAUGUAACUGUGGCGGUCAACAAUUUUUCAAUCCAACUGAUACAUGCUCAUCAUCCCAAUCAUGUUUAAUACUAUGCCGUUCGAAAUAUCCUCAAACCUGUAUGACAAUAACAACUGAAGCUUGUUGUGGAACUGAUUGUCAAACAUAUUCACAAGCUAUUGCUAAUACAUGUGCCUGUCAAUGUCACGGAUAUACGUAUUAUCCAUCGCCUCGAUGUUCUAGUCCUGAAAGAUGUAUUAAUAUAUGUAUGACAACUUAUGGUACAUGUACAGUAGGUCAAACACAAGGCUGCUGUGGAGCAUCAUGUUCUUCAUAUAUUCCAACAUGCACAUGUAGGUGUGGUUCAAAUUUUAUCGCGUCAACAUCAGUUCCUUGUCAAAAGGGUCGAAAUUGUUUAGAAACGUGUAUGAGUUCAUAUAGCGCAUGUACAGAAGGGAAUACCCGAGCAUGUUGUGGUGCUGAUUGUGCUAAUUCAUAUCUAUCAUGUUCUUGUCUGUGUGGUACAAGUCAAAAUAUACCAUUAAAUCUUAUUUGUGGUUCACCACAACAAUGUGCACAAGCGUGUGUACAAUCGGUCCGCGAAUGUAAUAUUGCAAAUACUCAAGGCUGUUGUGGUGGUAGUUGUUACGGUUAUAUUCCAUCGUGUAAAUGUCAAUGUGGAGGGCAUAUUUAUUAUACCCCAUCAACUUGCAAUACUGCUGAACAAUGUACAAAUGCAUGUAUUAUUCAAUAUGGUUAUACUUGUACACCAAUAAAUACUAUUGGUUGUUGUAAUGGAACGGUUUGUACACGACGAAAUCGAUUUUUAGGUGUUAGUAAAGCAUCAACAUUUCUAUUAUCACAUAUUACCAUUGUAUUGUUGAUAAGUUAUUAUUUUGUUGAAGCCAUCGCAAUUAAUUUUUCUUGA
Messenger RNA from Rotaria socialis, 2010 nucleotides. The record is from the annotation of a GenBank genome assembly. NCBI's taxonomy places the organism in Eukaryota, Metazoa, Rotifera, Eurotatoria, Philodinida, Philodinidae.